AUGCCAAACAAGACACCCAUAAGAGUAUCCUCAUUACUAAAGAAGCUCCCGCAAAGGUCUCUAUCAAUGGCGUGGUAUUGCUCCGGCUCCACGAAUAGCGAGCUCAUCGCGAAUCUGUUCAAGACGGGUCUGAUAAAAGAUGAAAGAGUGAAGAAUGCCAUGCUAGGCGUUGAUCGCGCCCAUUAUGCGCCCUCAAGGCCAUACUCCGAUUCACCGCAGCCCAUCGGGCAUGGAGCUACCAUAUCUGCUCCACACAUGCAUGGACAUGCCUGUGAAUACCUCAUCGACUAUCUGAAGCCAGGCUCGCGUGUGCUAGACAUCGGAUCUGGCUCGGGUUACCUCACCCACGUGCUUGCAAACCUCGUCGUGAGUCCUUCGUCCACGAGCGAAGCCGAUGGCCAGGUUAUAGGUGUAGACCACAUUCCGGAGUUGGUGGAACUGGCACAGACAAACAUGCGCAAAUCAAAAGAGGGGAGUAGCUUUCUUGACUCUGGAAGGGUGAAAUUCAUUACUGCCGAUGGUCGCCUGGGCUGGAAAGAGGGCGCACCGUACGACGCCAUCCAUGUUGGCGCGGCCGCGCAUCACCUUCACCCCGUACUCAUCGAGCAGCUCCGCGCACCAGGGCGAAUGUUCAUACCCGUCGAUGCGGAGGAUGAUGAGGCUAGCUUUGGGCUGGGGGGAGGACAGUAUAUCUGGGUAGUUGACAAAAGAGAGGAUGGUUCAGUCCACAAAGAAAAGGUGUUCCAGGUUAGCUACGUUCCCCUAACCGACCGCCCGGGAAGAUGA
This is a messenger RNA of Aspergillus luchuensis, 786 nucleotides long. Its product is annotated as protein-L-isoaspartate O-methyltransferase. Gene Ontology annotation, cellular component: cytoplasm. The record is from RefSeq and is a predicted model, not a curated record. The transcript is spliced from 2 exons. Bases 1 to 786 code for a protein of 261 amino acids. NCBI's taxonomy places the organism in Eukaryota, Fungi, Ascomycota, Eurotiomycetes, Eurotiales, Aspergillaceae. Gene Ontology annotation, biological process: protein modification process. Gene Ontology annotation, molecular function: protein-L-isoaspartate (D-aspartate) O-methyltransferase activity.